AUGCUGCGCAAGCUGGUCCGCAAGGGCGAGCUUCUCGUCUGCCCUGGCGUCUACGACGGCAUCUCCCUCCGCAUCGCACAGAAAGUUGGCUUCGACGCCCACUACAUGACCGGCUACGGCACCGUCGCCUCGCACCUCGGCCUGCCAGACGCCGGCCUCGCUGGCUACGGCGAGAUGGUGGAUCGCGUGCGCACGCUCAGCCGCAUCUCGACUGCUCCGCUCAUCUGCGACGGCGACACCGGCUACGGAGGCCUGUUCCUCCAUGCACACGCACGCACACACACACACACACACACACACACACUCACACACACACACACACAGGAGUUCCCCAAGAAGUGCGGGCACACGCCGGGCAGGAGAGCGGUGCCGCUGCCCUGUUCACAGCUACGCGCUGCGCUGCGCCGCGCAGAGGCCUUUGCCAGCGCAGGCGCCCUUGUCGUCGCGCGGACCUCCUCUUUGUCGAGUCUCCCGAGACGGAGGAGCAGACGGGCCGUGUGUUUCUUUUUUGUAGGCGCGGACAUCCUCUUUGUCGAGGCUCCCGAGACGGAGGCGGAGAUGGAGCGCGUCGGCGAAGCACUGGCCGGCGUGCCGCCGCUGCGCCUCCCGCUCCUGGUCAACGUCGUCGAGGGCGGCAAGACGCCGGUGCUGAGUCGGCAGCGGUACGUGGAGCUCGGCUACCAAGUCGCCAUCUUUCCGGCGACGGCCUUCCUCGCUGCGGGGAGAGGCAUCGAGUCUGUCUACUCGCACCUCAAGGCGACGGGGUCGUCGGCGGGCGCUGAGGGCGAGCUGGCCGACUUCAUGGACUUCUCGAGGACGUUGGGCUUCGAGCGCGUUUGGGAGUUUGACAGGGCGCACGCCGAUGUGGGCGAGCGAUAGUUCCCUUCCUUGACUGCUAGAGGUUGACUGCGUUGAGCGUUGUUCUCCGUUACAGUAUGUGCAGCAUGCCA
Emiliania huxleyi CCMP1516 is the source of this 950-nucleotide messenger RNA. Its product is annotated as Carboxyvinyl-carboxyphosphonate phosphorylmutase. Lineage: Eukaryota; Haptophyta; Isochrysidales; Noelaerhabdaceae. Bases 1 to 879 code for a protein of 292 amino acids. Gene Ontology annotation, molecular function: catalytic activity. The transcript has 9 exons. The record is from RefSeq and is a predicted model, not a curated record.